Messenger RNA from Sus scrofa (pig), 1450 nucleotides. RefSeq names its product chromosome 7 C6orf47 homolog (gene C7H6orf47). NCBI's taxonomy places the organism in Eukaryota, Metazoa, Chordata, Mammalia, Artiodactyla, Suidae. The record is from RefSeq and is marked provisional.
UUGGAAAUACCUCCUUUUACCUCAAAACUGAAAAGGAAACAAGCCACCUGCCACACUUGAGGCUGCAUGACCACCCGGAGAAAUGGUGAGCCAUUUCUGAAUUGAGUAGGACUCACCAAGCAGAUACCUGUUCUUCUGAUCCUGAACGGAGUCUGGCUUCUGAGGAAACACUCAGCCUCCAAACCUGAGAGUCUAAGCAGUGCCAGGAAGCAGCCCCAGAAUUUGGGGGCUAAUUACGCACCCCAACCAUGUUCCUGCGACGACUUGGUGGCUGGCUACCUCGCCCCUGGGGCCGCCGGAAAUCAGAGAAGCCUGACUUGCCCGCCCCAGAACCCAGACAGAUGGACAGCUCCUCUGAGAAUUCAGGGAGUGACUGGGAUAGUGCCCCAGAAAACAUGGGCGAUCUGGGGCCUCCCAAGACCAAGGACUCAGGUGUACAGAAGAGCCCUGGGGCUGGUCCAGAACCAAGCAGGGAGUCCCAAGUUGAGCAGCUGCGGUGCAGAAGAAUGGAUCCUCUCCAGUGGGACAAGAAUGUCUCUGGCACUCAGGAGUCUGAGCGACUGGAGGCUGGAGAGGCCACUGUCAAACCAGGAUGGGAUCCUGUGGACUCAGAUGGCACCAGGAAACCCGGAGUGUCCCCUGAAGGAGGACUGAGCCCUCCUGGGCCUGAAGCCCCCGUGGAGAAGCCUGGCCGGCGUCAGAAGCUGCUGGGCUGGCUUCGGGGGGAAACAGGCGGGGGAGCAGGGGCUCCCUCCCAGUACCUGGUGGGCCCAGAGGAGAGUCUGCAGAUCUCCACCAACCUGACACUGCAUCUGCUAGAGCUGCUAGCCUCUGCCCUGCUGGGGCUGUGCUCAAGGCCACUGCGGGCAGCCUUGGACGCGUUGGGCCUGCGUGGACCACUGGGCCUCUGGCUGCAUGGGCUACUGUCCUUCCUGGCUGCCCUGCACGGGCUCCAUGCUGUGCUGAGCCUCCUUACCGCCCACCCCCUGCACUUUGCCUGCCUCUUUGGUCUUCUCCAGGCCCUGGUGCUGGCUGUCAGCCUCCGGGAUCCUAGUGGGGAUGAAGUGGCCACUGACUUGGAGGGUGAGAAAUUGGGGAGGGAGGGUGAGGAGCAGAGAGAAGACCCAGGAAAGGGGCUGUGACCGUGGGGUAGGGUAUGAGCCAGGGGCCCACCCGCCUUCAGUAAGGUGGGAGUGAGGGUGAAGACAGAGUAGUGGGAGCAUGGUCCAGGUUGUGGGCACAGGGACCUCAGGGAUGGGGCAGAAACCCCAGAGUAUGAGGGCAUGGUGCCCCCCUUCACACACAGGAGAGCUGUUUAGGGUGUCUCUGUUUAUGGGCAGUGGGGGCAUUGCCCUUGAAUUCACCAGCUAUUAAUUUUUGCUUUUACAUUUCUCCCAUUUCCAGUUUCUUUUCCACCUCCACUUUUUAAAAGCAAAAAAAAAAAAAAAAA